Messenger RNA from Clonostachys byssicola, 1491 nucleotides. The record is from the annotation of a GenBank genome assembly. Lineage: Eukaryota; Fungi; Ascomycota; Sordariomycetes; Hypocreales; Bionectriaceae.
AUGGGCUACGAUGUCCCAGCUACGGAUGAGGAUAUUGAUGGGAGAGAAGAACAAGAGGGCUCAAUCUUCGAUGAGUACAGCCCGGAAGAGCUUGUGCUAUACAGACAAUACAUCAGGAAUAUUUUCAACAAAAAUGAUGAUUAUGACGACCAUAAGAAAGUCAUCGCCGAUGAAUGGAUUAAGGACUUAGAAAUGGGUUGCAGUGAUGCCCAGGUUGCGCUCAUUCUGAUCUCUUGUCCGAAUAUCCACAGCCUCUACUUCGAGACCACCAACAACCAGCGUCACUUUAUGCGUGUGAUACAACUUGCAGAAAAGCCUAUCGCUCCCCUUGGGACAAGCCUCCAGCCUCCCUUAUCUCGACUUCGUCACAUCUACAUUGAGUCCCACGAGUCUUUAGAUGUUGACCACGAGGAAAUCAACAUCGACCGCAGCCCUGGCCACUUCCUCAAACUGCCUGGACUACGGUCCUUUGAGGGCGUCAAUGUCAGAAUGGGCGACGAUGUGGGAUGGUGGUUUCAAAAGCUCCCGGUCAAGUUCUCGUCUCUGCAAGAUAUUGCUCUUCGCCGAUCCUACGUCUCUCCACGGAGGCUCCAAGGCAUGCUAGGCGCCUGUAAGGCGGUCAAGCGACUUGAAAUCACACGCGGGUUCCAUGGAAGCUCGGUGGAGGAGCUGCUGCCGCAGCAUGUACUUAGGGCUAUCCUACCCCACGCGGAAUCUCUCGAGAUCCUUCAUUUCAAUAUGGCGGAGGAAUGGCACUGGUCAGCUCUUCCUAGUGAACAUGAGCUAUCCUAUAUGGGCACCGAGCUUCAUAAGAUGAUAGCUCUCAAGAGACUCACAACAGGGAUGUGUUCUGUUACUGCUCUUUCCAAUGGAGAUAGUCCCAAUAGUAACGACGAUGCCAGUGACGCCUCAUCGCUGCAACUUGAUGGACCUCCAAGGCUCAUAGACUGCCUCCCGGAUAAUCUAGAGUAUCUCGAGAUCCAUCGAUCUAGCGAGUUAAUUCUCGAUCAGAUCCAGCAGCUCAUCCUAACCAUUCAGGAAGGGCAUCGGUUUAGAAAGCUAAAGCAUGUUAAGCUGCUUCUUUGCGACACAGAUCCCGACAAGAUCCAGCUCAACUACGACCCAUCGAUUGUGCAUAUUGAACUUAUAUCCCAGUCAAUUGAAAAUCGCAUUUACGAUCUCAUUCCGGCAUUCAACCAAGGGAAUCACCGAGUAGAUGCCAUCUGCUCUCCAAUACAUAGCCCAGAUCUCCGGGCACAGUGGCUUGACAUCCGGGGCAACAAUACGGGGUUUGCAUCAACCGACUUUGAGCUAUACGAAGCACCGGGGAUCAAGUUGUCUCAAGAAAAGCCACAUAAUCCAAGGCCAGCCGAGUAUCUACCAAGUAUUUUGGCGACCCAAACUGACGAGUACUGGCGGGAGGUGGAUCCCGAGGUCGCCGCUCUGAGAGAAGAAUAUGCAGCCUUGGUGAACAACCAGAACCAGCCAUAG